AUGAGCAAACAGCCGGUGGCGCCGGAGGGAGGCGGCGGCGUGCCGCUGACGCCGAGCCGCGCUCGCGGCGGCGUUGCGGCGCCGUCUCCGCCGGGCACCGGCCGCACCCGCAAGGCGAGCGUGCAGGGCGAGGGGCAGGCUGCGGCGGGGUCGUCGUCGCUGCGCGACGGCGCAGGGACGACCAGUGCGGCCAUGGCGGCCCACGGGGGCGACGGGCGCCGCGAGACCCUCGUGGUGCCGCCGCAGGAUGGAGGCCAGCCGCAGCAGGUGGCGCAGUACCCGCGCGAGGGACGCAACGGGGCUCCUGUCUCUCAGCCGGCGGCAGCACGCCCCAGGCCGUCCUAUGUGCCGCCGUCGCAGAGGCGGCGAGAGCAGCCGCCGCCGGCCUAUGGACCGUACCCGCAGGCCGAAGAACGGCAGCAGGCGGUGCCGCCACCGGGAGGCGCCCCGCCACCCGGGACGGGGAGCGGCCUCGCUAUUCCGGGAGGAGCUGCGCCGCCAACUGCUGGAGCUGCGCUGCCGCGCCGGAAGCAUUUCGGAAUGGCCACGACGACUUGGGCUGCGGACGCGCGCCAGCAUCGUCGUCCACAUAAGCACGCACCUGGAGACGAAGAAGCUGCCCCGCCGCCAGGUAGCCUCGCCGCACCUGGAGGAGCUGCGCCUGCGGCACCGCCACCUGGUGGAGCCGCACCGCCGCGCCGGCCGAAACGUUUCAGAUUCGCCCCGACUAGUUGGGCUUCGGACCGGCCGGAGGACUCGUCGGAUGCGCGCCGCCACACGGACACACCUGGACCUGGAGACGAAGCAGCGCCGCCACACGGGGGCAGCCCCACCGCACCGGAAGGGCCGCGCAGGUUCGGCUCCGGGCUCCCCACCGCGAAGACCAUCGAUCGCGUCAGCACUCUCGAUACGGGAUACGGCACGGAGGUGCCGGCGGCGGCGGACUCCCGCCUGCCGCCGCCGCACGCGCAUGACGCGCGCCCCCAACAGCCGACGCCACCGUAUCAUCAGCCACCGCCGCACGGCAAGAAGUGGCAGCCGUCGCCGAUGCUCGGCCCCACGGAGAGGAGGAGGAGGAAGGAGAAUUCCAAGAAGCCGCUGGCGUUCCUCUUCACCCUGUGCUGCAUCCUCUUCUGGCUUGUGGUGGUCUGCAUCGGCCUCGCCAUCCUGGUGAUCUACCUCCUCUACCACCCGAGGCCGCCGCGGCUGCACGUGAGCACGGCGACCCUGAACGCCGGGUACAUCGACGAGCUCCCGCCGCCCCACCUCGGGCAGGCGCUCAACUCCGACCUCUACGUGCUCGCCGCCAUCUACAACCCCAACACCAAGAUCGACGUGGCGCUGCACUACAUGCAGUUCGACCUCUACUUCCAGGGCCACCUGAUCGGGACGCAGGCGGUGUGGCCGCCGCUGUACGAGAGGCCCGGGGACUCCGCGCUCCGGUCCGUGCACCUGGUGGUGAGCGAGGUGGUGAUGCGGCCGGAGGACGCCGACGUGUGGAAGAACGUCACGUCCACCGGCGGCCUCGUGCAGAUGCAGCUCGAGGGCAGGUUCUACGUGCAGCUCAACUUCGGGCGAUGGCUCCCGUUCAGGUACAUGGUGAAGCCCAGCUGCGCGCUCUGGCUCGACCCGCCGCCGGCGGGCGCGCUGCGCAGGGCGCGGUGCCGGCAAUGAUUUCUCCGCUUCCAUUAUUGGAAUCACAUCACUAGGGGUGCAUAUGCAUCUGAUUAUAUUGGUUGCUUCGCGUAUGGUCGUGUCAGUUCAGAGCUAGAGCUAGAAGAAUGAAUUCAUGUAUUUUGGAUUUU
This is a messenger RNA of Panicum virgatum (switchgrass), 1805 nucleotides long. Its product is annotated as nascent polypeptide-associated complex subunit alpha, muscle-specific form-like. Lineage: Eukaryota; Viridiplantae; Streptophyta; Magnoliopsida; Poales; Poaceae. The record is from RefSeq and is a predicted model, not a curated record. The transcript has a single exon. Bases 1 to 1674 code for a protein of 557 amino acids. Gene Ontology annotation, cellular component: plasma membrane.